AAAACUUUUACUUCAAAUACCGGGCGUUUGGUGAAAUAAUGUCGCCAUCAGUUUCGCGUGGUACCAGGAUCGAGAAUCGAACUCGGAUCCCUGAAUGCAAACAAAAUGGAAUGUACUGAAUAUUUUUAAACUUUUCACAUGCACAUAAUCCUAUGAGCCAAAAUUGGUAGCGCAUAUUUAAACAACUAUUUGUGACUCCCUCCCCUAAAAAAACAACAACAAAAAACCACCAAAAACAAACCAGGGAAACAGAAAAUAUCACUCUCCUUCCGUAAUUUUAGACACAUGCAAACUCACAAUCAAAAUACAAUCAACACCACCUGUUCAUGUGGUCAUCUAAUUUCGUUAUUUGAUAACCAAUGCCAACUACAUAAAAGUCGUCAAAUUUAUUCAGGCAUCAGAGUGUUUAACAAAUAUUUUGCCUUCCAGAAAGUAGUAGGUAUUUUCAAAGAUGAUGUUUUCUCUGUUAUGUCUUUACAUUGCAGUCAUUUUUCUUCAAACGGAUGCUAAAUCACUGUUGGGAAAAUCUGUGGAUUUUGCUGUCUUCCAGAAGAAACUUCACGGUGUUCAUGCUGGGUUUCAAAAAUCCGCCAAAGCAAAUGGUUAUUUACUGACGGAAACACAUUUUGAAACAAAGGUGAAAACCAUCUGUACACAUUCAGGAUGUUCGUCAUUUGCAGAAGAGAAUGACAGGGAUUGUCCCAAGGACUGGAAAAAAUUCUCAGGAAACUGUUAUAAGCUUCUGCCUGCCAAAAGGACCUGGUAUUCAGCAAAGAGCGCAUGCAAAGCACUCAAGGCAAAUUUGGCUGACAUAACAUCAGAAAGUGAAAAUCGUUGGCUACGUAAGACAUUUACAGGUUUGAAAAAAUAUGCUUGGAUCGAUGCCGCAGACAAAGCAAAGGAAGGAGAGUGGAGGUGGUCCUCCUCUGGAAAGCUGUUGACAUAUAAUGCUUGGAGUAAAGGGCAACCCAACGACGCGGGAGGCAAAGAAGAUUGUGGUCAUGUUUUUGAACAUGAAGGAAAGCUUCUUUGGAACGACAGACCAUGCAGUUACCAAACGCAAACUUUAUGCAAGAAAAAAGCUUAAACAAGGGUAUCCAGUCAUGAGUGUUGAAGUUCAAAAUUGUCGUGGAACUGAACUGUAAAUUAAAAAUGUAACGUUA
Messenger RNA from Ostrea edulis (European flat oyster), 1163 nucleotides. Its product is annotated as perlucin-like protein. The coding region runs from base 452 to 1087 and encodes 211 amino acids. The transcript has 6 exons. The record is from RefSeq and is a predicted model, not a curated record. Lineage: Eukaryota; Metazoa; Mollusca; Bivalvia; Ostreida; Ostreidae. Gene Ontology annotation, molecular function: signaling receptor activity.